AUGAUACUUUUUAACCUUCUAGAAACUCAGCUAACUCAUAUAUAUAGUUUUCAAGAAAUGAUCAAGAAAGCAUCAAUAUAUAGCCAUCCCUUAGUUCAUCGCUUAAUGGAUCUCAAAGCUCAAAAAAAAGAGAACAGAGAAGCUGAUGAUGACAGGAAAGUGGUUGCAGAGAUCAUGCAGAGGUGUUUUGUUCCAACUUUUGUAACAGCCAUCUCCUGGGAGGGAUUUCAUUUCGUUGGUCAUGAGAUUCGGAUUACUGAAGCCAUGGAUUGUUACGGUGCUGUUGUUUGGCCAUCGGCCCUUGUUCUAUGCUAUUUUCUGGAAACAAAUGUAAAGCAGUAUAACAUGGUUGACAAAAAUGUGAUUGAAAUUGGAGCUGGAACAGGGUUAGUCUCCAUCGUGGCGAGUUUACUUGGUGCACACGUGACUGCCACAGAUUUACCUGAGUUACUUGGAAACCUGCAAUAUAAUAUUUCCCAAAACACCAAAAUGAAAUGUAAGCAUUUGCCUCAGGUUAAAGAGCUCUCCUGGGGUGUAGCUUUAGACAAGAACUUUCCCAAGGCUUCCAGCAACUUUGACUACAUCCUGGCGGCUGAUGUUGUCUAUGCUCAUCCAUUUCUGGAAGAACUCCUCAUUACCUUUGACCAUCUGUGCAAAGAAACCACCGUCAUCUUCUGGGUCAUGAAAUUCAGGUUGGAGAAGGAAAAUAAAUUUGUAGAUAGAUUUAAGGAGUUGUUUAACCUGGAGGAGAUGUCCAGUUUCCCUAGCCUGAAUAUUAAGUUGUAUAAAGCUAUGAAGAAAAAUUGGAGGAGUGCAUGAUAUCCUCAGAGGAGGGCUUGGAAAGGGAAGGCAAUUUCUAGUGAUUAUUAUUGCUUUAACAAAGAACCUGGAUGA
This is a messenger RNA of Lipotes vexillifer (Yangtze River dolphin), 894 nucleotides long. Its product is annotated as protein-lysine methyltransferase METTL21E-like. Lineage: Eukaryota; Metazoa; Chordata; Mammalia; Artiodactyla; Lipotidae. The transcript has 5 exons. The record is from RefSeq and is a predicted model, not a curated record.